AUGGCGUCCCUGAAAGCUCUGCUCGUGUCGGCCGGCGCCGUGUCCAUCGCCGUCGCUAUCGGAACCUUCGUUCCGUCGAUGUCCGACCCUCCUCGGUUCCCUCCCGCGCUUGACUCACUUCUCUCGUGGUUCAGGCCUCCCUACCUCUUCGUCGUCAUCAACGGCAUCAUCAUCACCAUCGCCGCCACCUCCAGGUGCUUCCACCACGUGCAGCCGGAGGACGUCACGGUCGCAGAGGAGAUCGUGCUCGUGGAGGCGACGCCGGCGUUCGAUGAGUUUAAGGAUUUCGAGGAGAAAAGAGUGGUGGUGGUGGGGAAUGGUGGGGGAUUCGGCGGAUUCGGCGGGGGAGAUGGAUGUAACGGUGACUGUGAAGAGGAGGGGAGGGGAGCGUUUGGGAGGUCGGCGUCAACGCCGCGGAGGCGAGUGGACUCGUCGGAGAAAGCUCUGGCUUCGCCGAGACUCGUUCGCCGGAAGGCUACUGACGGCGACCACCUUCAAGGGGGCAAAGCUUUGAGGAGAAGCGCGAGGAGAUCGAACGAAAGCAUGGAGAACGUUUGCAAGGCGAAAGCGCAGGCCGGGGCGAUGUCGAUGACGCGACGCAUGAAAGCGGACGACACCGACCGCCAGAACAGCCUUCUGGAGCCAUCACCGCGGCCUUGGAUGGGGAAAUCAGUGACGUUCAACGAUCGGACCGAUCAACCGAGGAAGGAGCGGAUCCUAGCGAAGCCGAGCCUAGGCGAGAAUGACGAGUUCAACCGCCAAGUCGAAGCGUUCAUCAACAAGGUCAAGGAAGAAAUGAGGCUGCAGAGAGAUGAGUCGAUGAAUCAACUCAAGGAGAUGGUCAAUCGUGGAACGUGGUAG
Rhodamnia argentea is the source of this 861-nucleotide messenger RNA. RefSeq lists its product as uncharacterized. Lineage: Eukaryota; Viridiplantae; Streptophyta; Magnoliopsida; Myrtales; Myrtaceae. The transcript has 2 exons. Bases 1 to 861 code for a protein of 286 amino acids. The record is from RefSeq and is a predicted model, not a curated record.